AUGAAGGUUGGUCGUGUGGUGAACGUAUCGAGCUUUGUUGGUCCCCAUACUCUAAACAAGUGCAGCCUGGAGCUCCAGCAGCGUUUCCGUAGCGACGACAUCACAGAGGACGAGCUGGUGGGCCUGAUGCAGCGAUUCGUCGACAAGGCCAAGAAAGGAGAGCACAAGCAAGACGGCUGGCCCGAAAUGCCAUAUGGCGUGUCGAAACUGGGACUGACUACUCUGUCCAUGAUCCUGGCUCGACGUCUGUCCAAGGACAGGCCAAAUGACGGGAUCUUGCUGAACGCUUGCUGUCCAGGAUGGGUACGCACCGACAUGGCCGGUGAGAGAGCAGCCAAGUCACCAGACGAGGGCGCCGUCACACUGGCAUAUCUGGCCCUUCUGCCGCCUGAAACUAUGGAACCUCACGGAAAGUUUGUCUCUGACAAGAAAGUUCAACCGUGGUGAACACUGGAUGAAUUUAAGUCUUCACAUAGGCAACAAUCUGUUCAUUUUUUAAGAAGGGGUUGAAACCAGUUACUGAAAGAUACAAAGGUACAAAAGGGACAAAAGGUACAAAAGAACCUUCUUACCAACAACACCAUAAACUGCAAAGUUUCACAAAAAAGUCACUACAACAACACAAGCAAUAGGCUUUACCAAGAUAUCCCCAAAGUGUUCUGAUUGGACAUCACAGAUAUAGUAUGGCGGAAAGUGUCAAGGGAAAAGUUGGCUCCCUUAGACUUUUCUCUCCCGUUUGACAUCUUGGAUUCUGGCAUUGGCUGUUACUUGCACACACACAUAACAAUAAAAUAAAUUCUUAAAUGCUGUGUUUUAUGCCAAAGACAAAUAUGUCAGACGAAACAACCUCAUUCAGAUGCCUUCAAACUGUUUCUGGUUAAAAUCUUGUAAAUCAUCUCUGCUCCAUCUAUUCUCCCGUUGAGUCAGUACCCCAGCAGAUUGUGAGCCAGCAUGGUGCUGAUGUACAUUACGUGUAACAGUGGGAGUUGUAGUCUUGUCAGACAAGAGUAAAGCCCCGAUUGCCUUGUAGAUAAAAACUAAUCCGUUGCGUGGGAGCAGUGUGGUGACGGCCAGAGACAGAGGGGAAAGAUAAUCCUCUAAUCUCUGCUGUCUGCCAGAGGAAUUUCCCUCACCCUCCCUUUGAUGAUCAUAAUGACCGCCACUGUCAUUGUUUGUAAGCGCUGGACGGGCAUUAUAAUUACUUUAUUGAUCCUGUAGUUGGGAAUUCCCUCAGUGGUAAAUUCACAAGUGACAAAACUAAUACAGUCAUCAAUAACAACUUUGAAUACGUGCAGCACAUUAUUAGGGUGGACAAGAGGCCUUGUUUCUCUAUAACUCAUUUAUCUGUGUCAUUUUUAGCAUAAAUGACAGUUUAUAACAUGGAUGCUGAUUUUAAUAUAAAAAAGUGCUUAUAUCCAAUGGGACGACAUUGCUAAUAAUUAGCUUAUUUAGCCUGUUUCAUGUUAGACACGUUCUACUAAAUUCUAAGGAACUAAUAAUAAUAAAUAAAUAAUAAUACAUUUGAUGUAUUUUGCAAUCUACAUUUACAGUUACCGCUGAAUGUGGGUCAUAAAAUUGAACCAAAAAAUUUUGUUAAGCACAAUUAAUUUGUGAGCUAGGUAUUUCCCAACAUGGCCCAGUUGGUUCCAUGUUUUUUUUUUCUUUUGCACUACAUGUAACCCUUUCCAUUACUUAAAAACUGCAUUUUGUAUUUUCCUGUGCUAUUUCUGUCGGAUCUUAAACUUUGUUUGACCUUAGGCAUUCAACUGGACAGAAACUUCCAAAAGAUUUAUUGUUGUUUUUAAUCAGAAAGUUUCACAGUUUAAAAAGAAUACAACAUUACCACGCUGUGGCAUUUUAAAUAUCUAUAUGUGUAUGCUGCCAAUGCUACACACCAUCACCAUGACCUCCAAAGUCUAGUGUUAAGAUGUGAUUUUGAGACCUGACUACAAAAUGGUUGACUUACUGUGCUGUGUACUAAAAAAUAAGUGAACGGACAAUUCAAACACAACUUGGGAACAUUUUAUCCUGUCUUUUUUAUUUUCCUGUAGCAACUAGCUGGCCACAUGCUAAAAGUAUGCUAACAUUAGCAUAUAAACAGAGCUAGGCUAUCUGGUAUUUUUUACCGUAUAAAUUUAUUUUCUCACAAAUUUUUAUUAUUUCCAUGACAAGAAAAUUGCGACUGCUUUUUUUCAGCUUCUGUUGAGAGUUUUAAUGUUCCUUAGCCACCAGGGUCUGCAGCCCUGUCUAGCUUUUAAAACAAAGUUAUA
Messenger RNA from Poecilia latipinna (sailfin molly), 2270 nucleotides. RefSeq names its product carbonyl reductase [NADPH] 1-like. The record is from RefSeq and is a predicted model, not a curated record. Bases 1 to 447 code for a protein of 148 amino acids. The transcript is spliced from 4 exons. NCBI's taxonomy places the organism in Eukaryota, Metazoa, Chordata, Actinopteri, Cyprinodontiformes, Poeciliidae. Gene Ontology annotation, molecular function: carbonyl reductase (NADPH) activity.